Messenger RNA from Leptonychotes weddellii (Weddell seal), 4474 nucleotides. The record is from RefSeq and is a predicted model, not a curated record. Lineage: Eukaryota; Metazoa; Chordata; Mammalia; Carnivora; Phocidae.
AUGACUGUGGUUACUAAGACUUUAUUGCCAAGUGAGAAACAUCAGAGGGACAACUCCAUUUCACCAGAGACCAGGAUACCUCGGCCACAUGAAUGCCAGGCCGAAUGCCAGCUGAACCCAUCAGGCUCCAUUUCAGGCCAGCAGCCCCCGCCGCCGCCGCAGCCGCCGCAGUCCCAGCCCGCCCAGCCCCUGUCCGGUCAGCCUUUGCUAAGGUCCCCCUUGCCGCUGCAGCAAAAGAUCCUGCUUCAGAAAAUGCAGAACCAGCCCAUCACAGGCCUGGGGUAUCAAGUCUCCCAGCAGCACCGACAGGAUCAACACUCUGUGGUAGGCCAGAACACAGGCCCCAGUCCAAGUCCCAACCCCUGCUCAAAUCCAAACACCGGAAGUGGUUACAUGAACUCCCAGCCAUCACUGUUGAAUCAGCAAUUGAUGGGAAAGAAACAGACUCUACAGAGGCAGAUCAUGGAGCAGAAACAGCAGCUUCUCCUCCAGCAGCAGAUGCUGGUUGAUGCGGAGAAGAUUGCUCCACAGGAUCAGAUAAAUAGACAUUUGACAAGGCCACCACCAGAUUACAAAGACCAAAGAAGAAACACGGGCAAUAUACAGCCAACUGCUGCUCAGUAUUCUGGUGGCUCAUCAGCUGUGAAUUUAAACUCUAACCAGGCUUUGGCAAACCCAGUUUCAACACACACCAUUUUGACUUCGAAUUCCAGCCUCAUGUCUACUUCGCAUGGGACGAGAAUGCCAUCGUUACCCACAGCAGUUCAGAAUAUGGGGAUGUAUGGAAAUCUGCCUUGCAGUCAACCUGGCACAUACAGCGUCACUUCAGGAGUGAAUCAGCUGACCCAGCAGAGAAACCCAAACCAACUGAUAGCAAAUCAGAACACCCCUCUGAUGCCACGGCCACCUACCUUAGGGGCAAGUAAUAAUAAUAAUAACGUGGCCACUUUUGGAGCUGGACCUGUUAGCAAUUCGCAGCAGGUGAGACCAAAUUUAACCCACAGCAUGGCAAACAUGCCAGCGCAGAGAACGUCGAAUGUAAUGAUCACAUCCAGCACAACAGCACCAAACUGGGCCUCUCAAGAAGCGACAACCAAACAACAGGAAGCCCUGAAGUCCACGGCCGCCCGCUUCCCCACAGGUGCACCUGCAGCCUAUACUCCAAACCAGUCUCUACAACAGGCAGUGAGCAGCCAACAGUUUUCGCAGAGGCCAGUGGCUCCUCCUAACCAGCUCACACCAGCAGUGCAGAUGAGACCCAUGAACCAGAUGAGUCAGACAUUAAAUGGACAGACCAUGGGUCCACUCAGAAGUCUGAACCUCAGACCCAAUCAGCUCAGCACACAAAUUUUGCCUAAUUUGAACCAGUCAGGAACAGGGUUGAGUCAGUCGAGGACAGGCCUGAGCCAGCCGCCAUCCCUGACCCCGGGCAGUUUCCCUUCACCCAACCAAAGUUCCAGGGCUUUUCAAGGAACUGACCAUGCCAGUGACUUAGCUUUUGACUUUCUCAACCAACAGACCGAUAACAUGGGCCCUGCCCUGAACAGCGAUGCUGAUUUCAUUGAUUCUUUAUUGAAGACAGAGCCUGGUAAUGACGACUGGAUGAAAGACAUCAAUCUUGAUGAGAUCUUGGGGAACAACUCCUAAAGGAGAAGAGGGAGACAAUUAAUAAACUCCACGCACUAAAAGGCAGUAUUUCACAAGGACUCUGUAAAGGCCAAACUCUUGACUUUUAGUUGGACUAUGUGAAGAUACCUUGGCUUACACGUGGAAGCAGAAAGUUAACUGCAGUGCUUGGUUCAAAUGUUUGUUUUAAGUCUCAAACCUGAAAGUAAAAUCUUGGGAUCACCUUUCCCUGUCUAAACUCCAGGACACAGUAUCCAGUUUUCCCAAACAGAACUGUGAUGUUGAUGUGUAAUUAGUUGUGUAAAAUAGGCUUCCCAAGCUCCUUUCCUCCCUGAAAGAAAAGUAAUAGAGCUUGUCGCUUGCUAAAUCCCGUGUCAUAUGGAGAUUCUAGUUCCCAGCAACAAGCAACAAAUUCCUUCAUUUGCUCUAAUAGAUAAUAAGUGUGGUUUAAUCUUCCCACUCUUGUCUUUUCAUUUAGUUUUCCUAAAACAUCCAGGGUAGAUUAAAAUGUUAUAGGUUUGUUUGGAGUAACCAAACAGUGCCCCAAGUAGAGGAAAGCCAGAGAAGCUAGAGAACAUCCAAUGGAUUAUAGAGUUUCUUCCCCAGAUUCACCUCUCACUUGGUCAGUUUUCCCACGUACGCCGUACUUCCGCAACAUGCCGUGUCUAGUGAUGAAACAAGAUUGCAGAGCUCUCCAACUUUAUUUGGGCUUCCACAACCAAUUCCUGAAUCCAUUUCCAAGUCUUAGAUAAAAAUCACAACUUGUCCUAAUCAUACUGAAAUAUUGGUGCAUACCUGUCUGCAUCAGAUUUCACUAUUUCAAAAAGAAAACAUCCCGUGGGACAUGGCUACAAAGGAGAUUUAUCUAGCGACAAAUAACCUGGGGUGUUGCUUAUUGUGAUCAUGCCUGCUGGUUAGUUCCCAUGCUGAGUGAAAUUGAGCCCUGUCUUCCCUGCUUAUUUUGAUGACCAGAGACUGACUUGUAAGAAAACGGAGAUAAGAAGGUAUCUUGUUUUGAUUGGAGAUAAGAAACAGAAGAUCAGGACAAGAAAUGGUGGGUAUGGUUGGGUACAAAUCUAUUUCACAGGGUUUGAAGGAAAACAUAACUGAGAGAGAAAACAAUCUGUCCUGAUUUGGGCAUAUUUUGGGUGAACAGCUAAAGAGAAUGUGAUCUGUUCUCCAGUAGCAAUGUAUUCAUUCUUGGCUCCCUGAUAUGAUACAUCUUCACCAUAUGCUAGACAGACCCUGCAUAUCCAGGUUUUCUCCCUCAGAGAUACAGAGGUACAGAGCACUGUAUCAAAGAAAGAGUUUUUGUUGAGUCAUGUCACCUCAGCGCCCACACACAGAUCAGCUAUAAAAUGGGGAGGACAUGUGCUGAUUUGGAAUGGAUGCAAAAUAUCACUAUCGUUUUCCUCAUUACAGAAGAAUAUAGGUUAUCUUCAACCUUUUUAGUUAUAUGCCCACAUAUUCAAUUAUCAGAUGUAAUUUAACUGGACUUGUUUAAUAAAUAAGUCUUUGGAUAUCUGUUCUAAAAAAGAUCAUAUUUUGAAAGUUCUGCAAAGCCCUCUCUCAGUCUUUAAAAAAUCUAGAAGAACACUCUUUCUUUUACACAAUACCAACGUCACUGGCCCAGAAUCUUUUCUGUGCUAAGUUGUAAAUAUGAAUAAAUGACUUGUUUUGUAAACUUUUGUAAAGAAUAUUUUGGUAGAAAUACUCAAAACAUAUUCUUUGGGUUAUAUUUAUACAUAUGUGAAAUAAAUAUACUAUCAAAAGGUUAUAUUUUAUACAAAAAGUAAAUUGUUACCUUUUGUAUGCUAAUAUACAAAGUUUUGUAUAAUAUGAUGGUUUAUUUUUAGCUCUACACUUAAACCGUAAGAGGUCAAGUGGGAACUUUUGAAAACUAUCAAGAGGCUUGUUAGACAAAUUUAUAUUCUGAAACCUCAAGAAGAAAGCAUUCCAGGUUUCAGUUUUUUCUUUUUUUAUUUUUCUGCUCCCAAAUUAUUUUUUAAACCCAUAGUUCUUUUGUCUUAUUUGAUCCUACUGCUGUGCACAUUGUAUUGGUUCUUGUUGCAUGUGGUCUACUGUGUGUUUUCCCAUUUUAUAGAACAGUGUUUCUCCAUGCAAAAAAGGAAAAAAAAUAUGUACAUAUAAACACUUUUAUUUUAUGACUCCUCCAUGUUACUGUAUGUAUCUGCCAGUACUUCCCAAUUACACUCCUGUGAUUCAGCUUAUUUUUACCCUAACAUAAAUAGUAUGUUUUGUAGUAGCUAUCAAAUUUAAGAGAUAAAGCAAUCAGAAUGUUUGGAUUUUCUUCUAUCUUAAUGUGAAUUUCAUAAUUAAUGUCUAUUUAUUCAGCUAUUCAUUAAAAUACAGGAUUCUUUGGAAAAAAAUGGUGUAGUCUAUAGUUUCUGUUUUUUGGCAACCUAUGACCAAAGAUGAUGUAAUUUUCCUGAAAGCUGAGAUGAUGACAAUUUGAUAGACAGAAUGUAGCCAAAACUUGAAGAUUUACAAUGUAAAAGCUAUUGGAAUCCAAUCUCCCAUUUAUAAAGAUACCGGACUACUUAAUUGUUGGCAUUGUUUAUCAUUCUAACAUAUUAAACAGGAGGUAGAAGUCAUUUUUCUUUUUUUUUUUUUUUUGAUUCAAAGACUAGAAAGCAGUUUAAGCAAAUAAUUCAUUCUUGGCUUUGUGUUAAGCCCAAUGAAGAUAAAUAACCUUGCUCUAAGUGAAUGCACUAAUAUUACUUGCAUUACUGUAACUGUACCCAUAACUGUAAAGAUUUCAACUUGUAAAACAAGUAUUUUGUAUUGUGUGUAAUUUCAUGUGUUAAAAAAUAGUUUUAAAAAAUUC